GCGGAGCAACACGGUCAAUUCGAUCAACGUCGUACGGAAACGAUUAUCGAUUAUGAAAAAAAGAAAACGGGCCCACCAGUGGUUCGUACAACGGUUGAGGGUAAACUCAAAAUGGAAAAAAUUGUUGGCGCUGAUCUAAUCACAGUCGACAGUUGUGUGUCAAGUGCAUGGACAGUUCGUGACACGGUCACCAACUAUAAGGUAAGAAUUCGUCGGUGCAUAUAG
This is a messenger RNA of Strongylus vulgaris, 225 nucleotides long. The record is from the annotation of a GenBank genome assembly. Lineage: Eukaryota; Metazoa; Nematoda; Chromadorea; Rhabditida; Strongylidae.